Messenger RNA from Hibiscus syriacus, 674 nucleotides. Its product is annotated as protein LURP-one-related 14-like. The coding region runs from base 67 to 669 and encodes 200 amino acids. The record is from RefSeq and is a predicted model, not a curated record. The transcript is spliced from 3 exons. NCBI's taxonomy places the organism in Eukaryota, Viridiplantae, Streptophyta, Magnoliopsida, Malvales, Malvaceae.
GAUUCAUUUUCCAGGAAAUUUCAAUAUUAAAUUUCCAGCAAAGAAUUUGUAAACAGAUUCAGAAACAUGGCAACCGGCGAUGAGAUGAUUAAGGUUGUUGGGGACAGAUACUGUGUCCCAUACACGAUGGAGCUUGUCGUGAAGAAGAAAUUGCAAUCGUUUUCGAAUUCGCACUACGAUGUCUUCGACACCACCGGAAACAUUCUGCUUCGAGUCGACUGCAGUGUCUGGAACUUGCAGCGGCGAAGGGUCGUGACGGAUCCCGCAGGCUUCCCCGUCGUCACUCUCCGCGAAAAGGGUACUGGAAAAUUGCAGCAACCAAUAUCGUGGAAACAGGAAUGGCAAAUUCAUGAAGGCGGAAACUCGGAUUCGAACAAUAUUCUCUUCAGUGUGAAGAAAUCGAGUGGUUUUCAUAUCAAAAGCAACCUCGACGUCUACUUAGGAAGCCGGUGCAAGAAAGGCACCGGCGAUUUCCGCGUGACCGGGAGUAUUGCUUCUCUUUCGAUCAAGGUUCGGAGAGGGAUUUCAGUCAUUGCUGAGGUUAGCCACAGCUACACAUGGGAAAGCUACAAGGGCAAAGAGAGUUUCAAAAUAAAAGUUUAUCCAGAGGUGGAUUAUGCCUUCAUUGUAGCUUUGCUGGUUAUUACGCACGAAAACGAAAAUGUAUAAUUUUU